CUAAGAAUGCCUUUUAAAAAAGACUUGAGGCUUCUAUUGAAGCCUUAUUAUUUGAUAAAUAUUUUACUCAGCGUUUCAUAUAUUGUCUCAAAACGUUUACCGAUCGUUUGUCAUUAUGUAUUUGCACAAGCAGAGUGUGAACUUGACGGGAGGGAAACAGAGAUUUUAUUUUUUCUCAUGAUAGUCAUUAUGAUAAGGACACGAAAAACUGGAAGUGUCACUAUGAUAAACUAUUUAUCAUCUAGCUUUGUGUACACCAAAAUAGCUAAUUUGAUUCUUUGGUUUUAUGCAGAUAUUCGUAUGGGAAUCAUAUUUGCUAUUAUAUUUAUUUUAUGUGGCUUGUUGUUCCCUGAACCAACAUACCAAGGUCCAGAGAAUGUAACAUAUUUACGUGGUGCACAAGGAUUACAAGAAGAAUUAUACCGUGAUACAAGAAUUGUUUGGCUGGUUGCAUUUUAUACAGCAUGGAAUCCAGCUUGUGUUAAUUUUGCACCAAUAUUCUCUGAGCUUUCUGCAGAGUAUGCAUUAGAGAAUUUAAAAUUUGGAAAAGUAGAUAUAGGAAGGUAUCCAGAUGCAGGAGUGAAGUAUCAUAUUAGCGACGCUAGUACCAGUAAACAGUUGCCUACCUUGAUUCUUUUUAAAGAAGGUAAAGAAGUAGAAAGACGUCCAUACGCGGAUCACAAAGGGAAAUUAGUUAAAUUUCUUUUUUCAUUAGAUAACAUAAAAGCAACGUUUGACCUUAAUAAUGUUUACAAAGAUUGUAAAAAGAAUCCAAUUAAGAAGAAAGAGAAGAAAAUGAUAAAAGCUGAAUAAUGUAAUGAUCGUUUCUAGGCAUUUAUUACAAUUUAUCCGAUGUCAUAGCACUGCCAGCAACUCAAUUGAAAAUAACUUCUACUAUGUAGAACGAAAAUUUAGUGUAGCUGUGUCUCGCGCAAAUUUUAAUUUAUCGUCAAACUAUAAAAAUAUGUAAAUAUUUCAUUAUACUUUUAAUCGUUACAUGCAUUUUCUGCACCAUUGUGUUUUGUUAACGAUUAGUAAAUAUUACUCUAGAGUAAGAUAAUUUAUUGAAUAAUAGAUAUGGUUACCAAUGUCAUUGAUAUCAAAUGACACACCAGUGUCACGUGUAUUUAUAAAUUUACACGAUAAAAAAUUCGCAUAACAAUUCACUUAUUAAAAUCACUUCAAGCUUUUAGUUGAGAUAUAUAUAUAUAUAAUUCAUAUGCAAUAGUUUUCAUCAAAUAAAUAAUUAUUGAAACGCA
Molecule: messenger RNA, 1259 nt
Organism: Osmia bicornis bicornis
Lineage: Eukaryota; Metazoa; Arthropoda; Insecta; Hymenoptera; Megachilidae
Product: thioredoxin-related transmembrane protein 2 homolog
Exons: 5
Coding region: 7-813 (268 amino acids)
Cellular component (GO): membrane-bounded organelle
Molecular function (GO): disulfide oxidoreductase activity
Source: RefSeq, a predicted model, not a curated record